This is a messenger RNA of Pecten maximus, 405 nucleotides long. RefSeq lists its product as uncharacterized. The record is from RefSeq and is a predicted model, not a curated record. The transcript has a single exon. NCBI's taxonomy places the organism in Eukaryota, Metazoa, Mollusca, Bivalvia, Pectinida, Pectinidae. The coding region runs from base 1 to 405 and encodes 134 amino acids.
AUGUAUUGGCCGAAGAAACAGUCUGUGAUCCGAAAAACGAAGAAGGUUCGUAAACCUUUUAAGUUCAAAGUUGGGGAUAAAGUAAGGCUGUCCCAUUUGAGAAACCUUUUCUCCCGAGAAUAUGACCAAAAAUGGACGGGGGAGAUAUUUACUAUUUCUCAAAAGAUACUUCGUGGAGGCUUACCAGUGUAUAGAGUCAAAGACUAUGAUGGAGACGAGAUCAAAGGAACGUUCUACCAGUCUGAGCUACAGAAAAUAGAUGUCAGAGACGAUGAUAUGUGGAAGGUGGAGACCAUUCUGAAAACCAGAGGAAAAGGUCGAAACAAACAAUACUAUGUGAAAUGGCUUCACUGGCCGAAGAAAUUUAACUCCUGGAUCAAUGCGUCUGAUGUAACCGAUUUGUAG